AUGGCUUCAUCCUCCACAGAACCUGAGCCCACAACCAAUAACCCGGCCAGCAACGGCAGACCCCAUGACAGCGCCAGCGUAUCAGAAAGCAACAACGAAUGCUGGACCAAAGAACUGGCACAAGAAAUCGACUCCAUGGCGAAAAGAAUGGAAUUCAUGAAGGAUAAUCUGUCCAAGAUUCAGGAUGAAUUUGUCAUCCUUCGCAGAUCCUUCGAAGAUAUCCACAAAAUCCUCAACCACCUGAAGGAGCUGGUGCCCCACGAAGCCACCUCUGACGCCUCCAUCUAA
Messenger RNA from Penicillium brasilianum, 288 nucleotides. NCBI's taxonomy places the organism in Eukaryota, Fungi, Ascomycota, Eurotiomycetes, Eurotiales, Aspergillaceae. The record is from the annotation of a GenBank genome assembly.